Vigna radiata var. radiata (mung bean) is the source of this 2200-nucleotide messenger RNA. RefSeq names its product heat shock 70 kDa protein. The transcript has a single exon. The record is from RefSeq and is a predicted model, not a curated record. Bases 106 to 2049 code for a protein of 647 amino acids. Gene Ontology annotation, cellular component: cytoplasm. Lineage: Eukaryota; Viridiplantae; Streptophyta; Magnoliopsida; Fabales; Fabaceae. Gene Ontology annotation, molecular function: misfolded protein binding; ATP-dependent protein folding chaperone; heat shock protein binding. Gene Ontology annotation, biological process: cellular response to unfolded protein; protein refolding.
UCUCUCCUCACACAUAAUCUCUACACAGUACAAAAUAUUCUCUACACACAAGAAAGCUCUCAAAGUUUCAGAAUUUUCUUUUCUGAAUUACAAACUCAGUGAUCAAUGGCAGCAAAGGAAGGCAAAGCAAUAGGCAUAGACCUCGGCACGACCUACAGCUGCGUAGGCGUGUGGCAAAACGACCGCGUUGAGAUCAUCCCCAACGACCAAGGCAACCGAACCACACCCUCUUAUGUGGCUUUCACCGACACCGAGAGGCUCAUCGGAGACGCUGCAAAGAACCAAGUUGCUAUGAAUCCGCAGAACACAGUCUUCGAUGCCAAGCGUCUAAUUGGGCGCAGAUUCUCCGACUCGUCGGUUCAGAACGACAUGAAGCUGUGGCCGUUUAAGGUGGUGGCGGGCCCGGGUGACAAGCCCAUGAUCGUGGUCACGUACAAGGGUGAGGAGAAGAAGUUUUCUGCUGAAGAGAUAUCUUCCAUGGUGUUGAUCAAGAUGAGGGAAGUGGCAGAGGCGUUUCUUGGUCAUACCGUGAAGAACGCUGUUAUUACUGUCCCUGCUUAUUUCAACGACUCGCAAAGGCAAGCCACGAAAGAUGCAGGGGCCAUUUCAGGGUUGAAUGUGUUGAGAAUCAUCAACGAACCCACUGCCGCUGCUAUUGCCUACGGGUUGGACAAGAAGGCUUCAAGAAAAGGUGAACAGAACGUGCUUAUUUUCGACUUGGGUGGUGGAACCUUUGAUGUUUCCAUAUUGACCAUCGAGGAGGGGAUUUUCGAAGUGAAGGCCACCGCUGGUGAUACUCAUCUUGGAGGUGAAGAUUUCGAUAACAGGUUGGUGAAUCACUUUGUUACAGAGUUCAAAAGGAAGCACAAAAAGGAUAUUAGCGGGAAUGCUAGAGCGUUGAGGAGGUUGAGGACAGCCUGUGAGAGAGCCAAGAGGACGUUGUCUUCAACCGCGCAGACAACCAUUGAAAUCGAUUCUUUAUACGAAGGGAUUGAUUUCUAUGCAACGAUUACCAGAGCGAGGUUUGAGGAGAUGAACAUGGACUUGUUCAGGAAGUGCAUGGAGCCGGUGGAGAAGUGUCUGCGUGAUGCCAAGAUUGACAAGAGUCACGUUCAUGAAGUUGUUCUUGUUGGAGGGUCCACCAGGAUCCCGAAGGUUCAGCAACUGUUGCAGGAUUUCUUCAACGGGAAAGAGCUUUGCAAGAGCAUUAACCCCGACGAAGCUGUUGCUUAUGGUGCAGCUGUUCAGGCUGCGAUUUUGAGCGGUGAAGGGGACGAGAAGGUUCAGGAUUUGUUGCUGUUGGAUGUGACUCCACUCAGUCUUGGGCUUGAAACUGCUGGUGGUGUUAUGACAGUGUUGAUUCCGAGGAACACAACGAUUCCGACCAAGAAGGAGCAGAUUUUCUCGACUUAUUCCGAUAACCAACCCGGGGUUUUGAUCCAAGUGUUUGAAGGAGAGCGUGCUCGAACAAAGGACAACAAUCUUCUCGGGAAGUUUGAGCUCACUGGGAUCCCUCCUGCACCAAGAGGCGUUCCUCAGAUUAAUGUCUGCUUCGACAUUGAUGCUAAUGGGAUUUUGAAUGUCUCUGCGGAGGAUAAAACCGCGGGUGUGAAGAACAAGAUUACUAUAACAAACGACAAGGGUAGGUUGAGUAAGGAGGAGAUAGAGAAGAUGGUGAAGGAUGCAGAGAGGUACAAGGCAGAGGAUGAAGAGGUGAAGAAGAAGGUGGAGGCGAAAAACUCGCUCGAGAAUUAUGCUUACAACAUGAGGAACACGAUAAAGGAUGAGAAGAUAGGGGGGAAGUUGGGGGCGGAUGAUAAGCAGAAGAUUGAGAAGGCUGUGGAGGAUGCGAUUCAGUGGCUGGAGGGGAACCAGUUGGCGGAAGUGGACGAGCUUGAAGACAAGCUGAAGGAGUUGGAAGGAAUCUGCAACCCCAUCAUUGCCAAGAUGUAUCAGGGUGGUGCUGGUGGAGAUGUUCCUAUGGCUGAUGACAUGCCUGGUGGUGGGUCUGGUUCUGCUGCUGGACCUAAGAUUGAAGAAGUUGACUGAGACUGACUUCAAGCUUGUGUUCCAGAGUGAAUCAAGACCUAUAGGAUCUUUGUUGUUGUCUACUUGUUAUUUUGUUCUGAAAAUGUAAGCUUAGCGAUGUGAAGUUUCCCCAAGAUUGAAUAAAAGUUUGUUUAGUUCUUUCAUCAAUAAA